Messenger RNA from Striga asiatica, 432 nucleotides. NCBI's taxonomy places the organism in Eukaryota, Viridiplantae, Streptophyta, Magnoliopsida, Lamiales, Orobanchaceae. The record is from the annotation of a GenBank genome assembly.
AUGCAGAAAAGUCCAAAUGCAUUCAUUAUAAUAACUUGGGAUUUCCAAAACCCUCAAUCCAAACACAUUCUUAUGCUAAAUCAGGGCUCCCACUAUUCCCCAUCUCAUCUCCUCAUAGACACAGAUUUCGGAUCAAAUAUAGACAGGCAGAGAAGAUAUCAUUAUCAGGCUAAAUGUGAAGAGAGUUCACUUAAGGUCGUGAUCGAGGUUUCCGUUGCGAACAUACCUGACGAGGAACAUCUGAUUGCUUGUCGAAUCUCGGCGUCUAGCAUUAGCGGACUGGAUCGGCUUCGAAUCGCCGUUGGCAGGUGGAUUGGUACCGUAGGGAAGGCGUUGGAAAACGCUAAUCCGCCUUGUCUUUCUCGAGGAUUUGGCGCUAAUACGCCUUCUCUUUCUCGAGGAUUUGAUGCUAAUAUGCCUUCUCUUUCUUGA